GGGCUCCCUCGCGGGCGGCAGCCGCUCCGCGCGCGCUGCGUGCUCGCGCGCGCGGCGGGCCGCACCAUGCGUCGAGGGGCGGCCGCGGCCCUCCUGGCGACGCUGGCAUGGGCCGUCCUCCACGGCCGGCCGGGGCCCGGAUGCGCCGCGGCGCGGCGCCUCGGCACGCGCGUCGGCCGAGCUUUGCCGCAGAUCGCCGCCCCGAGGGGCACGGGCUGUUCGCGGGACGCCGCCUGGCGUCGCGGCCGGCGGCCCGCCCGGGGCGCCGCCGCGGAGGGCCGCGAGGGUGGUGCCUCGGCGGCGGGCGUGGACCUUGGCGUCUCGCAGGCCGGCCUGAUGCGGGCGGCGACGCAGAGUUUCCGGGACGCCGAGGCCAAGCAGAGGGAGUUCGAGGAGAAGGUCGAGGAGCUGGAGCGCAUCCAGGAGGAGCUCGCGCUGGCCAUGGGCCUGAGCUCUUUGGAGGAGCUCAGGUCCCGCGCCGAGGAGCUGGGGUACGACUCCGUGGAGGAGCCGGGGGCGGAGGCCAUCCCCGUCGGCUCUUCGAGGCUCCCUCGCCUCCGGAUGCUCUCCGGCGGCGCCUCGUCGAGAGCUGCCUCUGCGGUGGCCUCGGGGCGAAUGCCGAAGCACCUGCCAGACGCGAUUUCCGGCGUGGCUGGGGCCGUGGUGGGGCUGUCCUGA
Prorocentrum cordatum is the source of this 678-nucleotide messenger RNA. NCBI's taxonomy places the organism in Eukaryota, Dinophyceae, Prorocentrales, Prorocentraceae. The record is from the annotation of a GenBank genome assembly.